Eimeria tenella is the source of this 1497-nucleotide messenger RNA. RefSeq lists its product as uncharacterized. The record is from RefSeq and is a predicted model, not a curated record. Lineage: Eukaryota; Apicomplexa; Conoidasida; Eucoccidiorida; Eimeriidae. The transcript has a single exon. The coding region runs from base 1 to 1497 and encodes 498 amino acids.
AUGUCUGUACACCUAAAAAAAGCUGCCUUCUUGGCAGCUCUUUCUUUAUUUUUGCUUUUUAGUUUUUUUCUUUUUUCCCCUGCUGCAGCUUUGCUGCUGCGAGCAGCAAAGCUGGACUCUGCGCUGAGUCCCAGCAGCAGCUUUGCUGCCAGCAGCUUCGUGCAGAGGUCCCGGCUGGGCCACAAAAAGAACAAGAAGCCAAAGAAGAAGCAGCAGCAGCAGCAGCAGCAAUCCAUGCCGCUGCUGCCAGAGGAUCUCCCCUACUUACAAAUGGCCGAAGCCGAUCUCUGGCGGCCCAGAGGAGAGUCGGGGGACUCUAGCUGGGAAGAAGACCCAGUGGGCGAGCGAGACCCAGCAGCAGCAGCAGCAGCAGCAGCAGCAGCAGGGUCUGCCUCAGCUCCUGCUGCAGUCGGCAGAAGGAAUGUCACCUUGGGAGAUGUCCUCGGCAGCAGCAGCAGCAGGCGGCCCCGGCGGACUCCCCGAAGAGUUCCUUCAGUGAAGAUUGGCAGAGUACAAAGAGACGCAGAAAGUAGAAGAUGGCUGCAGCAGCAAGCAGCAGGAACAGCAGCAGCAGCAGCAGCAGCAGAAGCGGGGGGCCCCGAGGCGCCCCGUGCGCCCACUAUGCCCCUGCCCCCCCUUCCCCCGGGGCCCAGCAGCGCAGCAGCAGCAGCAGCAGCAGCAGCAGCACCAGCUGAAGAUGAUGAGCACUUGUACGCGGAGAUAGGUUCUGCAGCGUCGCACUCGGCGCCGAGCAGCAGCCGCAGCAGCAGCAGGAGCAGCAGCAGAAGGAGCAGCAGCAGGAGGAGAAGCAGCAAACCCAAACGAAGGCUCCCUUCUGCGCUGCGGCGGAAGCUGCAAACCCCCAAAACGAGAGACAUUGUAGAACUGACACAGUGGGCAGACGAAGUUUCAACUCUUGUCUCGGAAUCGGGAUCGGGAUCGGGGGCUGUGGGGCAGCAGCAGCAGGAGGAGGGGGACGAAGAGCCGAUCUUCGGGUCGUUUACGCCCAGGGCGGGGCACACCAGCGGGCAGCAGCAGCAGCAGCAGGAGCAGCAGCAGCAGCAGCAGGAGCAGCAGCAGCAGGAGCUGCUGGCGCCGCCGCAGCCAAAACCCCGCAGGUUCGGCCCCAGGAGAAUACUCCAGGGGGCCCCCGGGUGGAGACCAACUCCAAAACCCCGGACCCUUCUGAAGGCUACUAUGAGUCACUCGCCGGACUCUGCUGCUGCUGCUGCUGCUGCUGCUGCUGCAGCAGCAGAAGGCGAGGGCGCAGCAGCCACACCCAGGACAGCACCUACACCUCCCAGGAGGGUGGGGCUCGAGCAGGUGCUGCAGCAGAUGCAGCUGCAGGAUGGAGAGCAGCAGCAGCAGCAGCAAGAGGAAGAGCAGCAGCAGCAGCAGCAGGCUGCAGCAGCAGCAGCAGAUGACGAUGAGGGGCCCCCCGACUUCAUUCCCCCGCCGCCGCCAUUCAGAGGGCCGCGGCCCCCAGAGGAGCCUUAA